Messenger RNA from Amoebophrya sp. A25, 2784 nucleotides. Lineage: Eukaryota; Dinophyceae; Syndiniales; Amoebophryaceae. The record is from the annotation of a GenBank genome assembly.
GUCAACUUAACGACUUACUAUCUAGUCCUCUCUUCGUCAUUAUUCAAGCGGAGUUGCGCGUCGUCUUGCUACUUCGUUGUGAAAAUCCAGCUUAUUCGUUGUGAGGACGCGAAAAACCAAAAUUAGACAUUCUCAUUCGGAUUCGCUAGAAGCGGCAGUUAGUACCACGAAAGUUCUUUAGUUUUUUAGACUAUAAUUGAUGUUCCCACGACCACGAGUGUAUGUGUACUCUACUGUACAAUUGUACUACGAGGACACCGACUACCACUCGUCAUAAUUGUACUACUUCAUCGACCUACCACCCAAAAAAUAAGCAACAUCAACAUGGGCUAUGCCAAAAGGCCGCUGUCGGUGGCCGCAGCCGGUUGGAGUGAGGAUCGUGGUAUGCGGCAGGAGAUGGAAGAUGGGUUUGUUUUCGUCGAUGGUUUCCUAAACUCCUCAAAUUUCGCCUUUUUCGCGGUAUACGACGGUCAUGGCGGCAUGGACGCCAUGCAGUACUGUCAAGAUUUCGUUCACCAAAACUGCUACUUGGAAUUGUUACGGCUCUGGAAGCAAGCAUCUCAACAGAGACGUUUUCAAAUUUUUGAAUUUCUCUCAGGGAGAUGAACGUGCUGCUCGAGACGAUGAAUUGAUCAUUCGGGUCGUGAGGUCUAAAAUUGAGCAAGUUAUUGGAACGAGACAAGGCCGCGGCCAAGAAGGGACGUGGCGGAGAAGGGGAUACAGGUGAAGAUGACUCAACACUGGCUCUCUCAGCUUCCCCAGAAGAAGUGGCCAACGCACUGAUCUAUGCGUUUAAGACCACGGAUGUCAGCCUCAUCGAGAUCGGCGUUCAAGCUGGUGCAACCGCCUGUUGUUGCCUCGUCGCAAAGCAUCUAUUCUUAAGGCUACACGCGGGGGCUUGCGAAGCAUCCUUCCUGCUCUGAGACCAUGUUGAUCCUUGGCCUCCUCUUCAAGGGUUAAAGGGUCUCAACAAGGAUGGGCUCAGGGAUGCGACGCGGUAGCUCGAAUAGUCAAGGACACACCAGCAGACGAACAUCCGCGAACUGCGAAGUACCUCUACGCUGCGCAUCUCGGAGACGCACGAGCAGUGCUAUGCAGAAGAGGCCACGCUGCGCGACUGACGAGUAUGACAGAUCACAAGGCAAAUUGUCCGAAGGAGCGAGCCAGGGUCCAUCAGGAAGGCGGAACGAUUAUACACGACCGAGUAAACGGCAUGCUAGCGAUCGCGCGAGCGUUUGGGGAUUAUCAAUUGAAGUUACGGAACGGUUUUGUAGUUUUAAUCAGAGGAAGUUUCACAUACAAGGGAUUCUGUGAAUGGUUCCGGUAUUUGUUAGCCUGAAUUUGAUCACAAGGAUUCUCUUUCUGUUUUCCUUAUGAUCGAACUCAGGUUACCAAAUAGCAGAAGCAUGCAGCUUAGUAGAUGAUUUUGGUUUUUUUACAUAUUUAUUUAUAAGUACUAAUUGAUUUUGACAUGACUGACAAAUAAGAUCUUCUUACUUUUAAUAAGAAAAGGAACUCACUUGUUAUUCUUAUUAAGAAUCCUCCCCUUGUUUAUGUUGUUUCUAAGCCUGGUUCCGUUUCAACGACUUCCCCUUCUUGUUGAUGUUGUUUCUAUGGCUGGUGCCGUUUCAACGACUCUUAUUCUUAAUAAGAAUCCUCCCCUUGUUGAUGAAUCCUCCCCUUGUCGAUCUUGAUGUUGUUUCUAAUGCUGGUGCCGUUUCAACGACGCGAUAUUGUUUCCAAUUUGCCAGACGUGACCGGAACAGAGAUAUAUCCGGAGGAUGAUCUAUUUGUGAUUCUUUUAUGACUUGUGAAGAUCUACUUCAUGAUCUUCUGUGAAGAUUCUUUCAAGCACGACAUCGACAUGAACUUGAACAUGAACAACUAGAUGCAGUCUCUAUGUUUACAACUACUUAAACUUAGUAGAUGUAGAAGUCUCUUUGUUUUUAAAAAUCACAGUGCUGUAGUCCAUUCAUCUUCAUCAUUUUUAGGUGUCUUCAUCUUGAUCAGCUAAUACUAAGUAGAGACUUUUAGGGCAAGACUGCAUGGUUCAUCACGUAAUGUACUACUAGAAACCGCCCCUCCAUGAAUGUGCUCUAGCUCGUCAACUUCUCACGUUCAUACUGUGCAUGCGAUGGUUUAUGGGACGUUUGCAGUGAUCAAGAGGCCGUAACGUGGGUUCUUGAGGCCUUGACGGAGUUCCACUUUAUGGGCAUACCCUACGACCACCCAAGACGAGCCGAACUCUGCAGUCGUAUACUGGUAGAAGCAGCCCUUGGCCGAGGAAGCACAGACAACGUCACAGUGCAGAUUGUUUUCCUGUGAUCAUUUUGGAGUCAGUCUCAGUAACUAGUCUGAUUCGGACGCAUGUAGCGCAAAGUAUAUUUUCCUACACAUGAGUUGUAUUAAAGGUAAACACGACAGCCGGAAGCAAGAUUGAUAUUUUUUUUGUCUUUCUCAUCAUGAUCUUGAAAUUUGUUGGAAAGAUGUUGCAGAUGCGACGUCAAGGCUCCUAAGUCUUAAGAACUCAGAUGUUCUUGUGUUCGUUGCAGAGAUACGAGAUAAAGUUGCUGACUCUGCGACCGCCAGUUCUAUCUGUCGUCUGCUGAUCGAAUGUGAGCUUCUCCAGAUUUUUUUGCAGGUUCUUACUCGUAUUAGUCGUGUUACAGUUACUAGGACACAACUAAGAACACGUACUACACCUGCUGCAAUUUCGAGCGGAUUUCUUGAGAAGCUUUUUUUUCUGGCAGGAGCGGGACCUAUGAGGAAGAUAUCAAGAACCGA